This is a messenger RNA of Aphanomyces astaci, 1131 nucleotides long. RefSeq lists its product as hypothetical. The record is from RefSeq and is a predicted model, not a curated record. The transcript has a single exon. The coding region runs from base 1 to 1131 and encodes 376 amino acids. NCBI's taxonomy places the organism in Eukaryota, Oomycota, Saprolegniomycetes, Saprolegniales, Verrucalvaceae.
AUGUUGAACUCCCCCGACGACGCCAUCCAACGCCUUUGCCGCGCCCAACUCCGCGCCAUCAUCCUGCUUCGCUUCCACGUGGACGCCGCCGCCCUCGAUGCCGGUGGCGACCUCAUGCUCCAACGCUUCCUCAACGGCACCCUUCAAGAACAACCCAUCGCGUCCCUCAAGACCCAACACGCCGACAUCUCGAGCGUUUGGACCGACGUCGUCGCCACUCUCCGCCAGUACAACCUCCGCCUCCAAACGCGCGGCGACGACCACUUCGACAUCAAGUUCCCCCACAUGGCCAAGUCCGCCACGACCAAGAACAUCGCCCGCGAAAUGAAGAUGCACAUCAAGCUUGGCCACGCGUUGGCGUGGAGCAAGCAAACAGACCAAGGCCGCACCACCAUGCUCCAUGGCCGCGACGGCAGCAAGUUCCUCCUUUCCGGCGGCAAGUUGUGGGACGCCGACUAUCGCUUUGGCAUCGCGGCGCGCCUCAACCAAGUCGACACGCGAUCGGUGUUAAAGCGCAAGCGGCUCCGAUCCAACGGCGCCUGCCGCCACUGUGGCCAAGUCGCCCCCGAGACCCUCGCCCAUGUCCUCCAACGCUGCCCGCACAACAAAGUCAGCAUCCGCGCACGCCACGACACAGCCCUUGGUGCCAUCUCACGCACCAUCCAAGCCGCUUUACCCAAGGCCACCUUACUCGUCAAAGCGUGCCUCACAUGCUACGACGGCUCAACGCUCAAGCCGGGCCUCCAACUCAUCGAUCAAGACAAGAAGACGGCAAUCAUCUGCGACUUGGCCAUAGCCCAUGAAGACGACCAACUCCACGACGGCGACACGGUGUUCGAGAAGACCGCCAAGGGCAAGAUGGACAAGUACUCCCCCCUCAGCCGCCACCUCGUGCGCCAAGGCUUUGAAGUUUACUCUUGCGCGCUCGUUUACGGCUCCCUCGGCUCCGUCGCCCCCGCCAACCACAACAUCCUCACCGCAGUCAUUGGCCUCUCGCGUCCAGCCGCCUCCAAGCUCCAGUACGGUCUCUCCGCCGACAUCAUCAAGUCCAGCCGCACCAUUUGGAACACCCAUUGCAGCGGGCCCAAGCCGGACAGUCGAUCGGCACGCGCCGACAGCCGCAUGGCAUAG